Durio zibethinus is the source of this 1679-nucleotide messenger RNA. Its product is annotated as mitochondrial thiamine diphosphate carrier 2-like. The record is from RefSeq and is a predicted model, not a curated record. Lineage: Eukaryota; Viridiplantae; Streptophyta; Magnoliopsida; Malvales; Malvaceae. Gene Ontology annotation, biological process: transmembrane transport.
UUGAAGUAUCAUCCCUUCUUCUUUCACCUAUGAAUAUCUGUGCAUUUUCCUCUCCGUAUUUACUUGAAGGAGGUGCCCCACUCUCAAUCAAAUAAGGCGGCAAGAAAGGAAAAAUCAAGGCUUUCUCUUUUUAAUUAGUUUCUUUUUAAAAAAUACUUGUAUUCAAUGGCAACCUUUCACUUUAUCUGCCCCUUCUUUAUUCCCAGCUUCCCUUAUCUUUCUCUCUUCUGUGUUCUUCCCUGAUCCCUCUUUUUCCCACCUGCAUUCUCUCACCGACUCUAUCUUUCUAAAUCCUUUAGCCCUUUUGAAAACUGGGUUUUUCAGCUUGGUAGCCUAAAUCCAGAGAGCAAGAGAGAAAAAGGGGUUUUUUUUUUUUUUUUUUAAAGGCAAAAGCUCUGGCCAUGGAAGAGCCAGGGCAGUUAAAAAGGGCGUUUCUUGAUGCCACCGCCGGCGCUAUUGCUGGUGGCAUUUCCCGGACAGUUACUUCUCCUCUUGAUGUUAUUAAGAUAAGAUUUCAGGUUCAGUUGGAGCCCACAUCUUCGUGGGCUUUGCUUCGUAAAGAUCUUUCAGGAUCAUCAAAAUACACCGGAAUGUUUCAAGCAACAAAGGAUAUAUUCAGGGAAGAAGGUUUACCGGGUUUUUGGCGUGGUAAUGUCCCAGCUUUACUUAUGGUUAUGCCAUAUACUGCCAUACAAUUUGCGGUGUUACACAAAUUGAAAACAUUUGCUUCUGGUUCUUCCAAGACAGCGGAUCACCUUAAUAUAAGCCCCUAUCUGUCUUACAUCAGUGGGGCAUUAGCGGGUUGUGCAGCUACUGUUGGAUCUUAUCCUUUUGAUCUUCUACGGACUAUAUUAGCUUCGCAAGGUGAACCUAAGGUAUAUCCCACCAUGAGAUCAGCAUUCUUUGAUAUAAUUAAAACUCGUGGCUUCAGCGGAUUGUAUGCUGGGUUGUCACCAACAUUGGUUGAGAUCAUUCCUUAUGCUGGCUUGCAAUUUGGCACCUACGAUACAUUUAAGCGUUGGACCGUGGCUUGGAAUCGGUUAAGAUCUUCUAAUACAAGCUCAACCAAGGAUGAUAGCCUUUCAAGUUUUCAACUUUUCAUUUGUGGGCUAGCAGCUGGUACUUUUGCGAAACUCGUCUGUCAUCCGCUGGAUGUAGUAAAGAAAAGGUUCCAGAUUGAAGGACUACAGAGGCACCCAAGGUACGGUGCUCGAGUAGAACAUCAUGCUUAUAGGAACAUGUUUGAUGCCUUACGUCGAAUCUUGCUGUUAGAAGGUUGGCAUGGUCUGUAUAAGGGAAUUGUUCCAUCAACAAUCAAAGCUGCACCUGCUGGUGCUGUAACAUUUGUGGCUUAUGAGUUUACAUCAGAUUGGUUAGAGUCCAUUUUAACUUGAACCUAACCUUUAUUUUCACUUUUCUUUUCCUUCUCAUCUUUUAGAUAAUCCAUUCUUUUUCCCUGAAUUUUGGAAAAGCCCUCAUAGGAAGGAUAAGAAGGGGGUUAUCCUAUUAUUACAUUCAAUUUCACCGUAUUUACAGGAAAUAAGUUCAUAUAUUUAGAGUUUAAAGAUUCCAGGUUGAAAUCAAGAUGUAGAGUGUGUAAUCAAGGAAAUGCUGAUGUGUAUUUUUUUUUUUAUAAAAAUAUUGUAAUUUAAGGAUAAAAUAAAGAGAUAAAUGUGGGA